Knipowitschia caucasica is the source of this 450-nucleotide messenger RNA. NCBI's taxonomy places the organism in Eukaryota, Metazoa, Chordata, Actinopteri, Gobiiformes, Gobiidae. The record is from the annotation of a GenBank genome assembly.
AUGGAGAGGGGCGUGGGAAGAUGGGGCAGUGGUGUGGGGGGUGAGGUGGAUAAAGGCAGAGGAGGUGGGAGUGCUUUUGGAGACUCUGACCACAGCUGCACCAGUGCUCGUCCACAUCAGGCACCAGUGCUCGUCCACAUCAGGCACCAGUGCUCGUCCACAUCAGGCACCAGUGCUCGUCCACAUCAGGCACCAGUCCUCAUCCUGCUGCUGCGAUGGACAUCAGGACUGUGCUGCUGUCUGUGCUCCUGCUGUCCCUCCACUGGACCCGGGCUGCAGUCAUCACUGGGUGGAGUGGAGGGCGACGAGUGCCACCCAUUCAGCCACAAGAUGCCCUAUCACGGAAAGCGUCUGCACCACACCUGCCCCUGCCUCCCUCACCUGGUCUGCACGAGAUAUGGUGACAACAGAUACAAAUGUACAGAGGACUUCAAAAACCUGGACUUCUAA